Messenger RNA from Artibeus jamaicensis (Jamaican fruit-eating bat), 2022 nucleotides. Its product is annotated as orphan sodium- and chloride-dependent neurotransmitter transporter NTT5-like. The coding region runs from base 1 to 2022 and encodes 673 amino acids. Gene Ontology annotation, biological process: sodium ion transmembrane transport. The record is from RefSeq and is a predicted model, not a curated record. The transcript is spliced from 10 exons. Gene Ontology annotation, cellular component: membrane. Lineage: Eukaryota; Metazoa; Chordata; Mammalia; Chiroptera; Phyllostomidae.
AUGGAGGACUUCGAUGACACCUCCCAAAUGUCUAGAGCUUCAGAUUCCAAACCGCCCAUGUCUACUUUCUCACAGUCCAAGAUUCUAAAGUCGGCGUCGUUGUCUGUGGAAUCAGGUAGGGAGGGACAGACUUUUGAUCGCUCCUCAACCGUGUCUGAGGACAAUUAUCUCAAAGAAGUGGAGGCCAUAAGCACAGAUGAGGCAGAGGAUGCUGCCGCUGCCACUGACCGACCGUGCUGGGACAAUAAGAUGGAGUACCUCUUGGCCCAGGUGGGCUUCUCCGUGGGGCCGACCUCCAUCUGGCGCUUUCCUUAUCUGUUUUAUCACAAUGGACGUGGGAGCUUUCUCCUCAUCUACAUCUUUAUGCUGCUCUUCAUCGAGAUCCCUCUGCUCCUGCUGGAGAUGGCGGCUGGCCAGAGGAUGCGCAAGGGCAGCAUUGGCGUGUGGAAGGUCAUCAGUCCCUGGACUGGUGGCGUGGGGUACACCAAUUUCGUGGUCUGCUUCAUCGUGGGCUUGUACUACAGCACGUUCGUAGCUUGGUGUCUCUUCUGCUUGGUUGAGUCUUUUCAGUUGCCACUGCCUUGGGCAAUGUGCCCGUUGCUGAGGAACUCCAGUAAUUUUGAUCCCAAAUGCACACGGACAAAUCCCACCACCUACUUCUGGUACGAGCAAGCCUUGAAGGCCACGGACGAAAUCGAGAUCGGCGGGCUGCCUGUCAUGCAUCUCGGCGUCUCUCUCUUUGUGACCUGGUUAGUGGUCUGCAUCUCCAUGAUCAAAGGGCUCAAGUCCACCAGGAAGGUGCCGGCCCUGUACUCUCUGAAAGUGUGGAGUCACACAAGCUACCACCUCUUCCUGUCCAUGGGCUCCGGCUUGGGCGGCUUCACCGCCAUCAGCUCCUACGUGACCCGGUCCAACAAUUGUGUCGUGGAUGCCUUAACCGUGUCCCUGCUCAACCUGCUGACCUCAGUGAUGGCCACGAUGUUUGUAUUUGCCAUAAUGGGCCACCUGGCCACACAGGCCAACGAACAGUGUUACCUGAAGAAUGCUGAGCAAGUGAUGAAUCUGGUGUCUGCCGGGCUGCUGCCCCCUGAGCUCGGCCUCCCUGACGGCCUGCAUCGAGACUUGAGCUCCAGCUACCCAAUGUGGUUCGGCGCGCUCCCGGAACGGGUCAGAAGCGAGCUUGUACCCUAUUUGUCCAAUUGUGAAUUAUCUCAGCAGUUGGAGAAGGUGAUAAAGGGUCCAGGUGUGCCCCUCGUGGCCAUUACCAUCAUCACCUCUGUGUUUUCCGAAUCCCCCUGGUGGGCCGUCAUCAUCUUCGUGUUUCUGGUGACCAUGGGACUGAGCACCAUGAUAGGGAUCUUGCAGGGCAUCGUCACCCCCCUCCAGGACACCUUCUCGUCCACUAGGAAACACCCAGAGAUGCUCACAGUGGGCCUCUGUGUGCUCAUGUUCCUGGGCAGCCUCGUGUUCGUGAGGCCCUCGGGCAGCUACUACGUGACCCUGCUGGACGAUUACUGGGCGCCUCUCUCCGUCACCUGCAUUCUCAUCCUGGAGAACGUGGCCAUAGCCUGGAUCUAUGGGGCCAGGAGGUUCCUCGCAGACCUGAUUAUCAUACUGGGCCGCCCCAUCUUCCCGAUCUAUUACUGGCUGUGGUGCUAUGUGACACCCUUUAUGCUGCUAACCCUGUUGGCCAGUACCCUUCACUCCCUGCAUCUGACUCCCACCACCUACUUGGCCUGGAACUCCAGCACGUCCACUGAAAUAGUCCGCCGUUAUCCAUCAUGGGCCAAAGUCUUGCUCACAAUCCUCAGUGCCAUUACCGUCCUGCCUAUCCCUGCCUACUUCUUGUAUAUACUCUUGCACGAGUGUUCCCCAGUCUCCAAGAUGCGCAGCCAGUCCUUGGUUAUCUUUACACCCAAAGCUGAAAGGACGUCAUCAGAGCACCGUCCACGGCUUCCUGUGGGCCAAAGCAAAAAGAAGAAUAAAAUCCGUACCCGGGAAAAACCACUUUCUGCCAUGUAA